Messenger RNA from Phalacrocorax carbo (great cormorant), 1963 nucleotides. The record is from RefSeq and is a predicted model, not a curated record. Lineage: Eukaryota; Metazoa; Chordata; Aves; Suliformes; Phalacrocoracidae.
CAGAGAGAGAUUUUUAUUGGAAGCUGUUAAAGUGGUUGCUAUGAGACCUUCUCCAGCUAACACAGACACAGCAGCGAGUGUGAGGCUGACAAAUCGUACCUCUUGUAUUAUACCUUUCAUUUCUGCUUUUUUUUUUUCCUAACACAGCUUUUAUAGUUGUUUAAGAUCAGAGAAAGCACCUGCCAAUUGCUUCUCCUUCCCUUUUGCUCCCCUCUUCUGCCUCGUGCAAGAUGGAGCUAGAAAAUGAAAUGAUCAGCUCCUCCAGCAAUUCUUCAGCAGGCUCCAGAGAGUACAAGGUGGUGAUGCUAGGAGCAGGGGGAGUUGGCAAAAGCGCAAUGACAAUGCAGUUCAUAAGCCAUCAGUUCCCUGACUAUCAUGAUCCAACUAUAGAGGAUGCCUAUAAAACUCAAGUCCGAAUUGAUGACGAACCAGCCUAUUUGGACAUUCUAGACACUGCUGGACAGGCAGAAUUCACAGCCAUGCGGGACCAAUACAUGCGAGGCGGAGAAGGCUUCAUUAUCUGCUAUUCCAUCACAGACCGCCAAUCCUUUCAAGAAGCUGCUGAGUUUAAGGAGCUCAUUUAUCGUGUCCGGCACACCUAUGACAUCCCCUUAGUGCUGGUGGGAAACAAAAUAGAUCUUGAAGAAUUCAGACAGGUCUCAACUGAAGAAGGGAUGAGCUUAGCCAGGGAAUACUCCUGUGCUUUUUUUGAGACUUCAGCUGCUCUCCGCUUCUACAUUGAUGAUGUCUUUCAUGGACUAGUGAGGGAAAUCCGAAGGAAAGAGUCCUCACUGCCCAUGGUAGAGAAGAAGAUGAAGAGGAAGGAUAGUCUGUGGCGAAAGCUGAAAGGAUCGCUGAAGAAGAAAAAGGAAAGUACAACCUGAUGGUAAUUCCCCGUGAGCCACCCAUCAGGAGCUGACCACAGUAACCUGUAACAAUUCAGAAAAGCAGCAUUGACACAGCAUCUUCCAGACCAGGUCCUGGAGUUCCUUCCCUUCAGUCCUCAUGCAGAAGUAGCUCCUUGAAGGUCCAAUUCAUGGUUGCCCUGUGGCUCCUCUGUAUUAUAGAUAAAGUCACUUAGCAUACCCUCUCAUCCCUUCUCUGCAAAUCUGAGUAGAGAAAAUACUGUGGUUUUUUCCCUAUGGUCCCUGCUGGUCUUCAGACACUAAGACUUAAGCCAGCAUCCAAGGCAGAAGCAUUUUCCACCAUGUCUGGGACAAGGGAUGCACUUACUGCCUCCUCUCUACAUGCAUGGAUCAUUUCACCAUCCUAGGAAUGAAUAACAUUGAUUUCAGUUGAUAUUUUGACUGUAUAAGGAUGUUAGGAUUUGACCAUCAGCUUUGCAGUCACAUGUAGUUUAGGGUUAGACUGUGCUCAGCCUGUGCACGCUUGUCUGUAUGCGAAUGUGUGUGUGUGAACCAGGCCCAAAGGGAAGGCUUGGAGGCUCCCGAUUUUGACCCUGCGGAGCCCCAUCCUCAUGGUGUCCUUUCCAUUUAGCAGGAAGAGUUGGCAAGCAUAGCACGAGUCACGCACCUGCCAUCCAGAGGCUCAAGGCUUCUGCUCUGUGUCCUCUGCUCAUUACUCACCAGGACUGGCUCGCAGAGGUGCAGUGUCCUACAAACAUGCAAUGCAUUGGCCACGCUCCUGCACCCCACUAAGGAGCCCACAAAGGCACUGUCUGUCUGAUGCUUCCCAGAGCCCUCCCCAGGGUGGUGCAGCUCUGUCCCACUCUGUAAUAACAUCUGUGAUGUAGCAUUCAGUCCUCGACUUACUAGAGAAUUGCAUCAGGUCGGUCACCACUUUUCACAGUCCUUGAACAUCCAAGUGAAUCAUUUGACCGAUCAGUUGGACAGGUCUUUUAAAUAUACCUUUUUAAAGCUCGCAUGGUAGCGUAUAGUCUCAUUGACUCUUUUCCCCCAGACUUCUUUUAUUAAUGCCUUUAUUUAUAAAAUUUACAAUUAAA